AUGACAGCCACUAUCGAGCUCGAGCCAGGAUAUGUUGGAAACCUUGAUUCCUCUCAGGAACAAAAAUUGCAUCAGUUUUGGCGAAUCUUGAUACAGUCAUGGGAUGCAAGCAUUCCCAGUCCCGAUCCGGCCCGCAAGUCUUCUAUAUCGUCUAAUGUGCCCGACAAGUCUCACCGUCGCUUCUUCUCGUUUGGUCGAUCACAGGCCCAGCCUACGGAGGAAGAGAUCUCUGCAAUUCCAGCCAAUCUGCACGACACGCUCAAGAGUCUCGACGCAGGUGCAGCUGACCUGAAAUCGAUCGGCUCGCUUCUCAUCAAAUUACCUGGCGAUCAGGUCAGGUCCGCUUUCUUGGUAAUCCUCAAACAAGACCAUCCUGAUGCACUUCUCCUACGUUUCCUCCGUGCCGAGAAAUGGAACGUCCCGAAGGCGUGGAUCAAGUUUGUUUCGUCUUUGAACUGGCGGGUCAACGAGUACAUGGUUGACGAAGAAGUUAUGCUAAAAGGAGAGGAGCAUAACUUAGAGAAAUCUCGACGGGAGACUGAUUCCACAGAUAAAAAGGACGGCGAAGGCUACGUGCUCCAGUUGAACACAGGCAAGGGUUACUUCCAUGGAGCCGAUAAAUUCGGACGUCCCAUUUGUGUUGUCAGAGUGCGAAUCCACAAUCCAAGCGAACAAACACAAAAAGGGCUGUUUGACUAUAUCAUCCACUGCAUUGAAUCAGUUCGCUUCCUCCAAGUUCCUCCAGUGGAAUCAAUGGCAAUCGUUUUCGAUCUGACUUCCUUCAGUCUCUCGAACUGGGACUUUCCUCCCGUCAAGUUCAUCAUCGAUAGCUUCCAAGAAAACUACCCCGAGUCCCUGGGAGCUAUGAUCUUCUAUAAUGCCCCGUGGAUUUUUUCCGGAUUCUGGAAAAUUAUACAUGGCAUUCUCGACCCAGUGGUCGCCUCCAAGGUCCAUUUUAUCAGCGGUGCCAAGGAACUAGAGGAACUUGUUCCCAAGUCCCAGAUCUUGAAAGAGCUUGGCGGAGAAGAAGAAUGGGAGUAUGAAUAUAUUGAACCUACUCCAGGCGAGAAUGACAGGUUGAAAGAUACUGCUACGAGAGAUGACAUCCUCGCAAAGCGAAAGCUUCUUGGAGACGAACUCUUCAAUGUGACGAGUGAGUUGAUAUCAAAAUCAGACACUCAAUCUCCCGACUCUGCCGACUCUGUGCAAAGCCGUCGAGCUGAAGUGAUCCGCAAGCUUAGCGAAAAUUACUGGGUGCUCGAUCCGGGGGGGACGAUUGACUUCUACCCCGCGAGAGCUCCAACUCAAGUCAACGAGAAGCCGGAAAUUGCGGAGAAAGCUGUGGAUGAUGCUCAAGUGCCGACAAUUGUUGCUUGA
This is a messenger RNA of Penicillium macrosclerotiorum, 1377 nucleotides long. RefSeq names its product CRAL-TRIO domain-containing protein. Bases 1 to 1377 code for a protein of 458 amino acids. The record is from RefSeq and is a predicted model, not a curated record. The transcript has 5 exons. NCBI's taxonomy places the organism in Eukaryota, Fungi, Ascomycota, Eurotiomycetes, Eurotiales, Aspergillaceae.